Glycine soja is the source of this 851-nucleotide messenger RNA. RefSeq lists its product as uncharacterized. The coding region runs from base 180 to 434 and encodes 84 amino acids. The record is from RefSeq and is a predicted model, not a curated record. NCBI's taxonomy places the organism in Eukaryota, Viridiplantae, Streptophyta, Magnoliopsida, Fabales, Fabaceae. The transcript has a single exon.
UGGUCCAACAUGUCCUUCCAUGCGUUAGCAACUAUAAAAGGACGUGUGCAUGCCACUUUUCUCUUCACAAUUCAUUCAUCAAUCCAUUGUUCACUUUCACAUCAACUCAAGAGAUUCAACCAAGUCAUAGAAGCUAGCUAGGGUGUAUUGUUACAUUUGUUAGCAAAAAACUUGAAAAAAUGGAGAGCAGCUUGGGAGACAUGUUGAUUAAGGUUGUGGUGUUCAUUCUAGUUCAAGCCUUGGUGUACCUUAUCCUCUCCAAUUCAUCAAACAUCUUCAACAAGAACAUGAAGAAAUCCAACAGCUUCAGGCCAGCGAGGUCGGUGAGCAUUCGCCGGAUGCUGGCUUUGAUCUCUGAUUUUCCUCCAGAAGGGGAACCCUCUCCUUCACCAAAGGGUCCUAAAACUCCAUCACUUCAUCAAAGUGAUCUAUAAUUGUAAGGUUUUAAUUAAAUUGUGGUUGCAAUUACAAAUUGGAGACAAUUUCAGCUUUUGGGGUGGUCAGAUUAAGGCUCAGAAACCUCCAAAUGUUGUGGCUGCUGUGGUGGUUACAAAUUGCAAUUUAAAACCUCAGACUAGACCCAAGUAGCAUGAAAAUUAUUUUUCUCUGUUUCGUGUAGAGGCUAUUGUAUUGCAAAAGUUGUUAAAAGAGUCCAAAGUUAUUGGUUUGUGGGCAUUUAAUUCUUUUGUUCAUUUAUUCUUUUAUGAUGAAUAUUGUAUUAUAUUUAUGAGUGGAAUAUUAAUCUUGACAUUAGUUUACUUUUACCUCUGCUUUUAAUUAGUUAAGAACUCAAUGGUUGUCGCACAUGCUUGUUUGUUAGAAUAUGCAAUUGCAAUGUUGCAAGUAAAAAA